Molecule: messenger RNA, 4152 nt
Organism: Archocentrus centrarchus (flier cichlid)
Lineage: Eukaryota; Metazoa; Chordata; Actinopteri; Cichliformes; Cichlidae
Gene: ddb1
Product: damage-specific DNA binding protein 1
Cellular component (GO): nucleus
Molecular function (GO): protein binding; nucleic acid binding
Source: RefSeq, a predicted model, not a curated record
UCCAUCUCAGACUCCAACGGCUCUCCGCUAUCUACUUCCGGAAGUAUUAUUAUCAAUGAUUUUGUCACUUGAGAGACAUUAAACACUGCUUUGGUGUUUGUUUUUUAUUGUAGUCAAAAAUGUCGUACAAUUACGUUGUAACAGCCCAGAAACCUACGGCAGUUAACGCCUGCAUUACAGGUCACUUCACCUCUGCUGAAGACCUCAAUCUGCUCAUAGCUAAAAACACACGUUUGGAGAUCUAUGUGGUCACAGCAGAAGGACUGAGGCCUGUCAAAGAAGUGGGCAUGUAUGGCAGAAUCGCUGUUAUGGAGCUCUUCAGGCCCAAGGGUGAGAGCAAAGACCUGCUGUUCAUUCUUACAUCGAAGUACAACGCCUGCAUCCUAGAAUACAAACAGAAUGGGGAGAGCAUUGACAUAAUCACCCGUGCCCAUGGCAAUGUCCAGGAUCGUAUUGGCCGUCCAUCAGAGACAGGUAUUAUCGGAAUUGUUGACCCAGAAUGCCGCAUGAUUGGCCUUCGGCUGUAUGAUGGCUUGUUCAAAGUGAUCCCAUUGGACAGGGAUAACCGUGAGCUUAAAGCCUUCAACAUCAGACUGGAAGAGCUCCAGGUCAUUGACGUUCACUUUCUGUAUGGCUGCCAGGCUCCAACUGUGUGUUUCAUCUACCAGGACCCUCAGGGACGCCAUGUGAAGACCUAUGAGGUUUCUUUGAGGGAGAAGGAGUUUAACAAAGGCCCCUGGAAGCAGGAGAAUGUGGAGGCCGAGGCAUCUAUGGUGAUCCCAGUGCCCGAGCCAUUUGGUGGAGCUAUAAUCAUAGGACAAGAGUCGAUCACCUACCACAAUGGAGAUAAAUACUUGGCCAUUGCACCACCGACUAUCAAGCAAAGUACCAUUGUCUGCCACAACCGGGUGGAUCCCAACGGCUCACGGUACCUGCUGGGUGACAUGGAGGGGCGUCUGUUCAUGUUGCUGUUGGAGAAGGAGGAGCUAAUGGAUGGCACAGUGGCGCUCAAAGACCUGCAUGUGGAGCUGCUCGGAGAGACAUCUAUUGCUGAAUGUUUGACCUACUUGGACAACGGUGUCGUGUUUGUGGGCUCUAGAUUGGGCGACUCCCAGUUAGUGAAGCUCAAUGUGGACAGCAAUGAGCAGGGCUCAUAUGUGGCAGUGAUGGAGACAUUCACCAAUCUGGGACCUAUUGUGGAUAUGUGUGUGGUUGACCUCGAGAGGCAAGGCCAGGGCCAGCUUGUGACAUGCUCAGGUGCAUUCAAAGAGGGCUCUCUUCGGAUAAUCCGCAAUGGCAUUGGAAUUCAUGAGCAUGCCAGCAUUGACCUGCCGGGAAUCAAAGGUUUGUGGCCGCUCCGCUCUGAGGCAGGCAGAGAGACAGAUGACAUGCUGGUGCUGUCUUUUGUGGGUCAGACACGAGUGUUGAUGCUGAGUGGUGAGGAAGUUGAGGAGACUGAACUUCCAGGCUUUGUGGACAACCAGCAGACAUUUUACUGUGGAAAUGUGGCGCACCAACAACUCAUUCAGAUCACAUCAGGAUCUGUGCGCCUGGUGCUCCAGGACAGCAAGGCGUUGGUGAGUGAAUGGAAGGAGCCGCAGGGCAGGAACAUCAGCGUAGCUGCCUGCAACCACACCCAGGUGGUGCUUGCUGUGGGGCGAGCCCUCUACUACUUGCAGAUCCUAGCUGGAGAGCUCAAACAGAUCAGUACCACAGAAAUGGAGCACGAGGUUGCCUGCUUGGACAUCACACCUCUGGGGGAGGGUGGUGAUGAAUCACCGCUCUGCGCUGUGGGACUCUGGACCGACAUCUCAGCCCGUGUGCUCAAACUACCUUGUUUCACAGCUCUGCAUAAGGAAAUGCUGGGUGGAGAAAUCAUUCCUCGCUCCAUCCUAAUGACCACCUUUGAAGGCAGCUACUACCUGCUGUGUGCUCUGGGAGAUGGAGCACUCUUCUACUUUGGUCUGGACCUGCAGACUGGUGCCCUAAGCGAGCGUAAGAAGGUCACCCUUGGUACACAGCCCACUGUGCUGAGGACCUUCAGAUCCUUGUCCACUUCCAAUGUCUUUGCCUGCUCUGACCGACCCACUGUUAUCUAUUCCUCCAACCACAAGCUGGUGUUCUCCAACGUCAACCUCAAGGAGGUCAAUUAUAUGUGCCCACUCAACUCCGAGGGCUACCCUGACAGUUUGGCUCUGGCCAACAACAGCACUCUGACCAUUGGUACCAUCGAUGAGAUCCAGAAACUCCACAUUCGCACUGUUCCCCUCUAUGAAUCUCCCAGACGGAUCUGUUACCAGGAGGUUUCCCAGUGUUUCGGAGUUCUGUCUAACAGGGUGGAGAUUCAGGAUGUGAGCGGCACCACAUCUGCUGUACGGCCCAGUGCAAGCACUCAGGCUCUCUCCAGCAGUGUGAGCUCCAGUAAGCUCUUCCCCAGCAGCACUUCUCCCCACGAGACCUCCUUUGGGGAAGAGGUGGAGGUUCACAAUCUGCUAGUUGUGGAUCAACACACCUUUGAAGUUCUGCAUGCUCAUCAGUUCCUCCCCAGUGAGUAUGCCCUCAGCUUGGUGUCAUGUCGCCUGGGAAAAGACCCGUCUGUGUAUUUUAUCGUCGGCACCGCCAUGGUGUACCCAGAGGAGGCUGAGCAGCAGGGUCGCAUCGUUGUCUUCCACUACACCGACGGUAAGCUCCAAACUGUGGCUGAGAAGGAGGUGAAAGGAGCUGUCUACUCUAUGGUAGAGUUCAAUGGCAAAUUGCUGGCCAGCAUAAGUAGCACAGUCCGUCUGUACGAGUGGACGGCUGAGAAGGAGCUGAGGACUGAGUGUAACCACUACAACAAUAUCAUGGCCCUUUACCUGAAGACCAAAGGAGAUUUCAUCCUGGUGGGAGACUUGAUGAGAUCCGUCUGCUGUUGGCAUACAAACCAUGGAGGCAACUUUGAAGAGAUUGCCCGUGACUUCAAUCCUAACUGGAUGAGUGCAGUGGAAAUUCUGGAUGACGACAACUUCCUGGGGGCGGAGAACGCCUUCAAUCUGUUUGUCUGCCAAAAGGACAGUGCGGCCACCACAGAUGAGGAGCGUCAGCACCUGCAGGAAGUGGGGCUGUUCCACCUUGGGGAGUUCGUAAAUGUCUUCUGCCAUGGUUCACUGGUGCUUCAAAACCUCGGCGAAAGCUCCACACCUACCCAGGGCUCUGUGCUCUUUGGCACGGUUAAUGGCAUGAUUGGUCUGGUGACAUCCUUGUCUGAGGGCUGGUACAGCCUCCUGUUGGACCUGCAGAACCGCCUCAACAAAGUCAUCAAGAGUGUGGGCAAAAUCGAGCACAGCUUCUGGAGGUCCUUCCACACGGAGCGAAAGACCGAGCAGGCCACGGGAUUCAUUGACGGGGACCUCAUUGAAAGCUUUCUGGAUCUCGGCCGGGCAAAGAUGCAGGAGGUCGUCAGCACUCUACAGAUCGAUGACGGCAGCGGCAUGAAGCGUGAAGCUACGGUGGACGAGGUGAUUAAGAUUGUAGAGGAGCUGACAAGGAUCCACUAGUGUCCAGCACACUCGAGAGCCCUGCUGAGUGAGAGGACGGUCCCGAGGCGCAGUGAUGGCAAAACUCGAGGAAGGGAAUGUUUGGCUUUUGCAGAUAUGUAAAUAAUUAUAAAUAAAUAAUGUGAGCAUGGUCAUCCUUCAGACUUUAAUGAUUUGUCACCUGUUGAGACCCUGAAGGUGCUUCGUGAUGACUGUAGCACUCUUCAUUUAGACAAGUCUCUAGGCGAAGUGCGUAGCAUCCUGUCUGAACAACAGAAAGACCAAGUGAAGACACUGGUCUGAGUGCGUUUGAGUGUGUGUGUGUGUGGUGUGUGUGUGUGUGUGUGUGUGUGUGCGCGCAUGUGUGAUUGCAUCUGUGUGGAAUAUAAAUUGGAAAACCCAGAGAUUUUCCUCACACAGAAACCAUUCUCUGGGAUCUUUGUGGCAGUUAAGGUUAGCUGAUUCUGUACACCCCACCUUUUAAAUCUGACUGCUUUACAGUUCCCAAGUUUAUUCUGUAAGUCCGGAGUAAACUUGCUGUAUGAGAAAAGAAAAUGAGAAAGGAUAGAUUUAUAGAUAUUUUGUCUUUGUGAUGUUUCUUUGUUAAUUCUAAUAAACUUUGCUUUAGUAUUCUUCA